Molecule: messenger RNA, 828 nt
Organism: Lactuca saligna
Lineage: Eukaryota; Viridiplantae; Streptophyta; Magnoliopsida; Asterales; Asteraceae
Source: the annotation of a GenBank genome assembly
AUGGAUCCGUUAUACAUUCAACCUCAUUUUCCUUUUCUACAAGUCUCAAUACUAGGGUAUGGCUGCAUGGGGCUUACAGGUAUCUAUAACAAUCCUCUCCCUAAGGAAGAAGGCAGCAAAGUGCUAAAGGAAGCUUUUAAUAGAGGAGUUACAUUCUUUGAUACUGUUGAUGUAUAUGGGGUUCAGCAUGCUAAUGAGAUACUAGUUGGGAAGGUUCAUCGUGUACUUGCGGACAUAGUUUCAGCUUCAGCUAAUGCUACACCAGGACUUGGGAGAUAUCCUCCAUUUGAACGAGAGGUGGUGACAAUUGCUACAACAGCUCUGGAGGGGUAUAAGAAUGAUGCAAAGGCCAUGGUGAUUGCACUUGUUAUCAUUUUCUUAUGUAAUAUCGGAACUAAUGGCUUACCUGAUAACAAAGAUUGUUCUCUGAUAACAAAGAUCCAAAAAGUAGAUAAGUAUCCCACCCUUAAUCAGGUUUGGUCUGCACCAAAUUACUGCUAUCGGUGUGGCAACAUGGCUUCAAUUUUGAGCUUUAGUGAAAACAUGGAGAGAGAGGUAAAGUUUUUCACAGAAACUGAAAAAAACAAUCAGAUGAUAGGACCAAGGACAGGGGUACCUUACUUUUUAUCUAUUGGAGAUAAAGAUGUUGAGGAGUUCAUUAUUCCAGUUCCUCAUGUCAAACAAGUGAAGCUAUCUUCUUCUUGUGGGUGGCUUGUAAUUUCAAGUGAUGGAGUCUGGAAUGCUCUUUCCACUGAAUCAGCUCUGGAAUGCAGUCACGGAUUGGUUCCGGAAUCAGCAGCAGCACAAAUUGUCAAAGGGUUUUCUUGA